UCCAGCACGCUGACUUGAAAGUCAAUCUAAUUAAAGCCAUUGGUGAUAGCAAGGUGACCAAGCAAAUGUAUCUGUAUGCAUUUGAGCCUUCCCAAGAGUUCUGACUAUAGGAUGGCAGAGCCUUCAGAUGUUCCUACUCUUUCACCUGUGGCAAGAAAGAAGACAAGUUUAACAAUCCAGGACAAAAUUGCCAUAAUAACCACCAUAGAAAAUGGCAAGAAGACAGAGAUUGCAGAAAAAUAUGGCAUAAAGAGAAACUCCUUGUAUUCCAUUAUGAAGAACAAAGAUAACAUUUUAGAAGCAUUUGAAUCUUUGCCAUUUGACCCUAAAAGAAAAAGGUUAAGGAUGGCACAUUAUACUGAUCUGGAAGAAGCUUUGGUGAAGUGGUACCAAAUGGCUCAGUGUUCAAAUGUGCGAAUAAAUGGACCCUUGCUACGCAUCAAGGCCAAUUAUUUUGCAGAGAAACUUGGACAUCAUGAUUUCAAAUGCAGCAAUGGCUGGCUAGAUCGCUUUAAAUCAAGGUAUGGAUUAGCAUUCAGAUCUCAGUCGGUAGCAGCUAAUGCAACUACUCUGACCACUGUUACUACAGUGGAUGCAUUAACAGUUUGGCAUCAAAGUAUUCUGCCUUACUAUUUAAAGAUAUAUCAGCCAAAUGAUAUAUUUAACAUGAAAGAGACAAGAUUGUUUUAUCAGAUGGUACCUAGUCAUACAUUUGUUUUUAAAGGAGAAACAUGCUCCGUGGGAAAAGUGAGCAAGGAAAAGAUAACUCUUGUGGUUGGUGCAAACAUGGAUGCCUCUGAGAAACUUCCUUUGCUUGUCAUUGGAAAAAACAAAACUCCCUAUAGCUUUCAGAGUACAAAGUCACCUCUUGUAAAAUACCAGUCCAGUGCUAUGCCAUGGAAGACUUCAGAUAUGUUUGAACAAUGGCUGAGCAAGCUUGAUAUGAAGUUUCAAACACAGAAGCGUCACGUCGUUAUUUUUGUGGACCCUUUCCCAGAUUUUCCAGAGGUAAAGAAUUUAAAGUGUAUCAGACUUGUAUGCUUUCCUUCUUGUUCCCCUUCUAGAUUUGCAGCUAUGAAACAUGGUAUUAUUAAGAAUCUGAAAAUCAGAUAUCGAUCUCUUCUUUUCAAGAAAUUUAUAGACUGUGUAGACAGUGGCAAGGAAUUCUCAGUGACUCUGCUUAAUGCCCUUGAUAUGUUGCAGCUUUGUUGGAGGGCUGUAUCCUCAGGGACAAUUAUUAACAGUUAUAUUGAAGCAGGGUUUAAAUCAGGCUCUGGGGAAAAGGCUGAUGUAGAUGCAGAAGUUGAAAUUAGCUUCAGUUUGACUGCGUAUGCACUGGCUGCAGGAGUACAAUUUCCAACAGUCUUAUCUUUGGAAGAAUAUGCAGCUUUGGAUGAUGACUUGAUAACCUGUGAAAUGACUCCUAACAGUGAGAUACAAUGUAACCAAAAUUUUAUUUCAAGUCAAAUUUGUGGAGAACAUGAAGGCAGUGGGUUUUCUCAACCUCCAUCACAAAACACAAGGCCUGGUCUACUUUAGAUACUCUUUAAAAAAUUAUCACAAAAUGUCAAUUGAAUUAAUAUCAUCAUAAUUACCUAGCAGUCUUAGAAAUUUUAUAACAUCCAUAUAAGCAUUCAGAUGGAAUAUUUUAAUUGACUGGUACGUUUUAAAGAUGGCCAUACGGUGCAGACCUCAGUUCAGAGCUAUACCC
Messenger RNA from Sceloporus undulatus (fence lizard), 1711 nucleotides. It is a transcript of the gene TIGD4, whose product is annotated as tigger transposable element derived 4. Gene Ontology annotation, molecular function: DNA binding. NCBI's taxonomy places the organism in Eukaryota, Metazoa, Chordata, Lepidosauria, Squamata, Phrynosomatidae. Gene Ontology annotation, cellular component: nucleus. The transcript has a single exon. The coding region runs from base 76 to 1539 and encodes 487 amino acids. The record is from RefSeq and is a predicted model, not a curated record.